CCCUACCACCACGACCACGACGACCCCGCCCGUUGCUCCUGUCGCAACCACUACCACGCCGCAGCAAGGCCCUGUUGGGGCUCCACCCGCGUCCACCGCAGCAGGUCCAACAGUAUACACUUACACGACAACCAAUGCCGAAGGCGCCACUAUUGGCGUGGUGGACACCUUCACACCGAUAUUUGCUCCGUCUACACCGUAUACGCCUGUUAGUACUGGUACCGUUCUGCAGUACAGCCAAUGGCUCAGCAUGGUCGGCGGCACCAGUGCUGCCGCAGCAGCAGCUAAUGAGCUAAGCAGCGGCUCCCAGUCUCUCAGCCUAAGUGGGAGCUGGCUUUUCACCGCAACCGGAUGCCUGGCAGGAAUCAUGACGGGCGUGUGGGUAGUUCUCGCAUGAGAGCUGUCGUUACGUACUUUAUCGUUUAGCUCUCGCUUCUUGUUUUGCACGUCGUGAUAUCGGACCUUUCAAGGACGCAGUAUGUUAGCAUACUUGUCACCGCACUACGAACAGUGUAGUAUUGCUGGGGACUUGUCACUUUAUUCUACUUUGCCCAUACUUUUGUGGCGCUGAAUCACAGAUCGCCUCAUUCCGUGAUCGCGGCCUCACUGCGUAAACUUGGACUACAUCGAGUUUGUGAUACCCCGCGCUCGUCGAACUACAUAAACAAUAACCCUCUCGGGACCCCAUCUUGUCGCAUGGUAUCAACAAAGGCCCCAGAGGUUGCUAUCGCCUAUGUCUUCGAUUCAUCUGUUGACCUCGCCAAUGAAUGGGGGCGUGUUCAGCCAACAUUGUCUGGACAGUAUAUGCAACAUUUCAUUGCACGUUUGCGCGAAGGUCAUCCUGACCUACAGACACAUCACAUCGCACUGGUCUGCUAUGCCUCCUCGUCCACUCGUCCGUCGCCGUUACUAGCAAAGACAUAUUUCACUUCUUUGCAAAAUUUGUUCAAGGCAAAAGACCCUUCCACCUGUGGAGCUGGUCAGACAAGUAGGGGUGGCGGUCGCGGGAUGGCGGUACUAGAAGGUCUCGUGGCUGCGAUUGAGCUAUUUGACGUUUUAACGGACUACCCAAAGAGUGCUGCCUCCAAAAACCCUGCUCUCCAGAACCUCAUCAAGCACAUUGUUCAUGUAACAGCAUGUAACCCGGACUCUGCAGAGCGGCCGACGUGGAAUGUAAAUCCUGCGCUAGAUCAGCUUACAUGGGAGGCGCUACCCUCAGAAUUAAAGAAGAGGGAGAUCAACUACAACCUCAUCAACCUGAGGCCAUGUCAGAAGCUGGAAGACUUUCAUACUGCGGUUGCAGGUCCGCUGGCCCAGACACCGUGGUUUACGCUCAGGCCCCAGCACACUGCGCGGCUAAUGGGGUUCCCUGCGCCUUCUCCGAAGACCCCACAGGGUGUCAAAAGGGCCAUAGAAAGCGGACCUAGUCCUGAAGUCAAACGUGUUCGGACCUCAAAUCAGGCCUCCCCCAGCACGACCAACUCACCGACUCCUGGAGCUGCUAUCGCGCGGCCCGGCAUCACCACCACUCAACCGUCUGUCUCACCGCAGUUGAACGUUGCUGCUCAGCCGUCAAGCGGCCCACAAAAGGCGGCCUCGACUCCACAAUCUGACGUAACGGCGGUUCUUCAGAAUGUCGAUAUGGAGAAGAUGCAAAAGUUGGUCCUCCGGGUCCAGGCUUUGGAAGCAGAUCUGAAGCCCAAGGAAGAGAUCGCGCGUAACUUGGAAGCUGCCGGGAAAGUUGAAGAGGCAAGGCUCUACCGACAGGAGCACAUCCUUCCAAUACGGACUAAUACGGAAAAGCUGAAAGGCAUCGUGAGAACAGUAAUGGCAGUGAAAGCGAACGAAAAGGCCGGUAAACCUCAGACGACGUCUGCAGGGGGUGCGGAUGACUCCUCAGCGUCCCAGCCGCCCCCUCCCCCGCCAAGCGGCGCAGGCGGCCUCGUUUCUAACACCGCAUCUUCCGCCGCCCAGGUCAACACUCUCAUGGAUACGCCGAGUCUUUCAAAUGCCAGGCCAAUAUCUCAGCCGCAGUUGUCGACACAGACAUCUCCUGUGCCACUUCCAGGACCUCCACUGCCGUCGGGCACCUCUCCUCAGGUGGCGGCGCAAAUGCGAAAGCUCAUUGAGCAGCAGAAUCGCACGCCUCGAAUACCCUCCGCUGCUUCAGGUCUUUCCACCAAUGCUAACAUGCAGCCCACGCUACUGGGGAUGGGAGCCAUACGGCCUAACAUCUGGCGGGGGACCUUGACGUGGAAAGGAUUUGAUGCUACGUCACACGUCCGUCGUGAGCUGCAAGCCACCGUACAUAUACAGUUCAAGACUGCGCCAGAGGGCCUGGCGGCUUGGCCUCAUGCUCUUGGGCUUACCCCAGCACCGCCUGCAGUUCCACCGCUCAUGCUGCAAGAAUGGGCCAAAGCACAUCAGAAUCAACCGUUCGCUGGUAUAAUUACUGUCAAUGAGAGUGCCGAUGCGCAAGUGAAUACAGAGAACUUCAGGAGUCUAGUGCGGUUGCUUCAGGAUAGGAAUAUUUACGCAAUGGCGGCGUGGCAAGGGCUGGACGGUACAGUAAAAAAUCGACUUCUUCUAUUCGUCAAUCAGGGCAAGCUCCUGGCCUUCUACUUCGCGGCUGGAGUACCUGAAUUACCCAAGACGAAUCUUCCUCAGCAACAGCAACAGCAACAGCCGCAACCGCAACCGCAGCCAGCAGCCAAUAAUUUGAACCAGGCCAUGCUCAAGCUCUACCACGAUCUGCCUAACGAGCAGAGAGCAUUGUUGAACCAACUUCCCCCCGACAAACUGAAGACCGCUCUCCAACAGCUGUUUAUGACACGAAUGGUCACUCUCCGGCAACAGCAACAACAACAGCAGCAGCAGAAUCAGCAACUGCAACAGGCGCAGCAGCAGGCGUACAUGGGCACUAUGGCCGGCGUGCCCGGCGGACAGGCCUCUCAGCAGAUGAGCGCACCUAUGAGUAUGCCCAACGCUUUCGCAGGACGGCCAUCCGCUGGAUUCCAGGCCGGACAGCAGAUGGCCGGGGCGAGCACGAUGAUGAACUUUGGUCAACCGCAGAUGCCUACGAACGGCGUAAAUGCACCGAAUUCUUUGGGCGGCUUGUCGUUCGGCGGAAUGCGCCAGCGGAUGUCGGGUAGUGGCGGUGCAGCAGGGGCUGCUAUGCCCAAUCUCUCUGCCGGCGUGCUCCAGUCGUUCAUGCAGCGAAAUCAGGAUGGGGCGAAUGCAGGGAUGUGAGGACGGCUGUAUUUAUGCUAGUGAUUGCUGAGGCACGUGCCGGUUUCCACGUGAGAAUAGACGCCGG
Messenger RNA from Phanerochaete carnosa HHB-10118-sp, 3316 nucleotides. RefSeq lists its product as uncharacterized. The annotation marks the transcript as partial. The transcript has 10 exons. NCBI's taxonomy places the organism in Eukaryota, Fungi, Basidiomycota, Agaricomycetes, Polyporales, Phanerochaetaceae. The record is from RefSeq and is a predicted model, not a curated record.